Molecule: messenger RNA, 1762 nt
Organism: Pistacia vera
Lineage: Eukaryota; Viridiplantae; Streptophyta; Magnoliopsida; Sapindales; Anacardiaceae
Product: CBL-interacting serine/threonine-protein kinase 5-like
Exons: 1
Coding region: 281-1627 (448 amino acids)
Biological process (GO): protein phosphorylation; signal transduction
Molecular function (GO): ATP binding; protein kinase activity
Source: RefSeq, a predicted model, not a curated record
UCUGUGUGCUCUUUUGUAGCUCAAAAAAAAUUUAAAACCAGGUGCUCCAAUGGUUACAGGACACCCCCAGCUCCUUCUCUGCCUAUAUCUACUCAAUUAAUACCUCUCUUUAACAAAAUUUCUCAACUUUUAUCCACAACCCAUCUCAUGGAAUCCAUUCAAAUCAGUAUCUCGGCUAUUCUUUCUUGGAUUAGAUUAGACUGUUCAUCGAAUAGAAAUAGUAGUUUGAAAAAUUGAGUGUCAGUUUGUAGAGUUAAAUUUAUUUUCGUUCUUGUGUUAUAUGAAAGAGAUUGUUGACGCCAUGGAGGAGGAGAGGCACGUUCUGUUUGGAAAGUACGAGAUGGGGAGGCUUCUAGGGAAAGGUACGUUCGCGAAAGUGUAUUAUGGAAAGCAUAUUGUUUCAGGGGAGAGUGUUGCGAUUAAAGUUGUCAACAAAGAUCAGGUGAAAAGGGAAGGGAUGAUAGAGCAGAUCCAGAGGGAAAUAUCGGUUAUGCGAUUGGUUCGCCACCCCAAUAUCGUUGAGCUCAAAGAAGUGAUGGCGACAAAGACGAAGAUCUUUUUUGUUAUGGAGUAUGUUAAAGGUGGAGAGCUCUUCGCGAAGGUUGCCAGAGGGAAGCUGAAAGAAGAUCUCGCGAGAAAGUAUUUUCAACAGUUGAUAAGCGCAAUUGAUUUUUGUCACAGCAGAGGCGUCUCGCAUCGUGAUUUAAAGCCGGAGAAUUUGUUGUUAGACGAAAAUGAAGAUCUCAAAAUUUCAGACUUUGGUCUCUCGGCUUUGCCGGAACAGUUGAGGAACGACGGACUCCUCCACACGCAGUGCGGGACUCCAUCUUAUGUGGCUCCUGAAGUUUUAAGAAAGAAAGGAUACGACGGGUCCAAAGCCGAUAUCUGGUCCUGUGGGGUUAUUUUAUACGUCCUUCUUGCAGGAUUUUUGCCCUUUCAGGAUGAGAAUUUGAUGAAGAUGUACAGGAAAAUUUUCAAAGCUCAGUUUGAAUGUCCUCCAUGGUUUUCAGCUGAACCAAAGAGAUUGAUUUCCAAACUUCUUGUAACUGAUCCUGGAAGAAGAAUCACAAUUCAAGCCAUUAUGCGAGUGCCUUGGUUUCGAAAAGGCCUCACUCGACCUCUAACGCUUUCAAUCGAUCAAGAACCAGAGAAAGAGAAAGAGAAACAAGAGGAGGAUAAUAAUACUAAACUUCCAUCUCCAAAGUUUUUCAAUGCGUUUGAGUUCAUUUCAUCCAUGUCUUCAGGGUUUGAUUUGUCGAGUUUGUUUGAGAGCAAGAGGAAGACGGCGUCCAUGUUCACGUCCAAGUGCUCGGCCAGUGCUAUAAUGGACAAGAUUGAAGGGGUAGCAAAGGGGAUUAAUUUUAAAGUAGCAAAAGUGAAGGAUUUCAAAGUUAAGUUACAAAGAGGGUCAGAAGGAAGGAAAGGGCGGUUGUCGGUGACGGCAGAGGUCUUUGAAGUGGCGCCGGAGGUGGCCAUCGUGGAGUUCUCAAAGUCGUCCGGCGACACUCUGGAGUAUGCAAAGUUUUGUGAGGAAGAUGUUAGGCCAGCAUUGAAAGACAUUGUUUGGACAUGGCAAGGUGACCAUAUCGGUAACCGCUGUAACGGCGAAGAACCUGAGAGCAAUUAAUUUUCAUAGAAAGUUUAACCUUAAUAGUAUUUUCAAUUUUAAUUUUCUAUCUUUGUUAUAGAUUUUGGUAUGAUUUUGUAUAUAGUUUGUGAUUUGAUUGUUACUUCCCAUGAAUAUAUUUGUCUUUUUAUACUC